This is a messenger RNA of Notodromas monacha, 1182 nucleotides long. The record is from the annotation of a GenBank genome assembly. NCBI's taxonomy places the organism in Eukaryota, Metazoa, Arthropoda, Ostracoda, Podocopida, Cyprididae.
AGAGUUUUUUCAGUGAGUAAAUUGUGGGUGGGAAAAAGCAGGAGGAAAAAAAAAAAAGCGACGGGGGCAGAAAAAAAAAGGGAAUGCCGAUUGUCUUUUUAUAGUGAACAGCAGGUCGGAAAAAUGCAGCCUGGAAUGAGUUUGGAAGUGAUCAAUGAAGAAGGCAGUUUGUCCAGCAGUUUGAGCUCAAGUGUUGCUGCUGUGGUGCAAGAAACAAAUUCCCUCAUUUCUUCCAAUAAUGGGAAACACACCAGCACAUGUCAGCAAGUCAACCUGUUCAGCUCUGGAUCACGCAAGAAGGCAACCAGUGUGGAAUCUCUGCUGACAGAAACCCAUUCUGGUGACUGGGGAGUCGCAGAGUAUGUGGAACCAGAUAUCAAAGAGCAGUUGGCCAAAGUCCAAAAGGGCAACUAUGGCGCCCUCAUCACUUGGCAACACGUUCGCAACCUCGAUGAUGACAAUGAAGACAUCUCAUCACAGCACAACGACAUGCGCGAAAUCAUGCUGGACAAGACCGAACACAAAAACAACAAUAACGGUCAAGACCAAAACAGUCAGCAUGAAGAUGACGGAAUUGGGGAUGAAAUCCUCACUGAAUCUUCAUCCAGUGUCAACACAUCCCAUGAUGACAAUGACCACAGCAGACCUGUUAGUGCCAGUGGAGCAGUUCCUUUUUUGCGUCCAGAUUCCACCAGUUCAGCAGAAGCUGAAGAAGAUGGAGAUGCACCUGUUCCUGCCCCUAGGAAACACAAGUCUGCUCAGCAACAACCCCUUGCUGCUGAAGAAGAAGCUUCAUCAACACUUGCAGAACUUGAUGAAACUCAUCCUCACCCUGAAGCAGCUGAAACUGCGCCAAAAGUGGAACCAGUCCUGAUUGAAACAGUGGCUGAAGUUCAUCAAGCUGAAGAGCAUCAAGCUGAAGAGCCUUUGAUGGAUGUUGCUGACAAAAUAGUUGAGAAAAUUAUUCCUUCACCUGCAACAAGUGAAAAAGGAGAUGAAGAAGCAAUUCUUGAAACUACAACCACAGUUGAAGCAUCAGCAGCAGAGACUCCUGCUGCUGAUGAUAGUUCAGUGAAAGAAUUGAAGACUGAGCUGGCCCAAGAUGAUGAUGUUAUUCAAGAAGAACUUGUGGUUGAGGAUUCAAGGUCCUUUGAGAGUCUGAAGAAUGCAAUUGAGGAGCAA